Messenger RNA from Fragaria vesca subsp. vesca, 1395 nucleotides. RefSeq lists its product as uncharacterized. The record is from RefSeq and is a predicted model, not a curated record. NCBI's taxonomy places the organism in Eukaryota, Viridiplantae, Streptophyta, Magnoliopsida, Rosales, Rosaceae. The transcript has a single exon. The coding region runs from base 1 to 1395 and encodes 464 amino acids.
AUGGAUCGUUAUGCAUCCGCCAUUGAUCCUGAUUCUUCAUUGGAUGAAAGCAAGAAGAUGAAGCAAAAAAAUAUCAAUGAUUCACUUUUUAAGGAAAGAACACAUAAUGUGCAUCAAUAUUUGGCUAGAUGGGUGUAUGAAGCCGGUCUUCCUUUCCAUGCCAUUGAGAAUGAUAGUUUCAAGAGGUUUGUGGAAGCGGUUGGGCAAUUUGGCCUGGGUUACAAACCACCAACUCAAUACCAAUUAAGGGAGCCAUUGUUGAAGGAAGAGGUGGAGAGAACUAAGGGCUUAUUAAAGAGGCAAGAAGAGGAGUGGGCAAAGAAUGGUUGCUCUAUCAUGAUCGAUGCAUGGAGUGACCGGAAAAGAAGAAGCAUCAUGAACUUGUGUGUUAAUUGUGUGGAAGGGACAAUCUUUUUUUCUUCUAAGGAAGCAUCGGAUGAGUCACUCACCGGAAAGUAUAUUUUUGAAUAUGUGGACAAGUGCAUAGAAGAAAUUGGGCCACAUAAUGUUGUUCAAGUGGUGACGGAUAAUGCUUCAAACAACAUGAUGGCGGGAGAUUUGUUGAAGUUGAAGAGGCCAACAAUAUUUUGGACUUCUUGUGCAACUCACACCAUCAAUCUUAUGCUUCAAGGAAUUGGCACCCAACCUAAAUUCAAGAAUGUGAUUGACAAGGCAAAGAGUUUCACCAUCUACAUUUAUGCACAUCACAAGACUUUGCACUUGAUGAGAAAGUAUACAAAGAAAAGAGACAUAGUGAGGCCGGGAGUCACAAGAUUUGCAACCGCUUUCCUUACUUUACAAAGCUUGAUCGAGAAAAAGAUUGAAUUGAGAUCUAUGAUUACUAGUGGUGAGUGGAGUGAAAGCAAGCAUGCAAAGAGUGCAAAGGGGAAGACAGCUGCGAGUAUUGCUUUGAGUCCUUUUUGGAAUGGAGUAAAUCUUUGCUUGAAGGUGUUUGCCCCUUUAGUCAAGGUGCUUUGCCUUGUUGAUGGGGAUCGGAAGCCAUCAAUGGGCUUUGUGUAUGGAGAGCUACAAAAAGCUAGAGAAGAGAUUAAGAAGACAUACAAAAAUCAAGAAGCUCAUUAUCGUCCAAUCCUUGACAUUCUUGAUGGGAAAACCCGUGAACGACUUGAUAGUCCAUUGCAUUUAGUGGGAUACCUCUUGAACCCUUAUUACACAUAUGUUGAUCCAAGCAUUGUAAAUGAUGGAGUGGUUAUGGAUGGGUUUAUUGAAUGUGUGGAGAAGUUCUUUGGUGAUGAUCUUGACAUUCAAGAUAAGGUGACCAACGUAAAAUUGCACAAGUACUUGAACAAAGAGGGUUCAUUUGGAAAACCUAUCGCUUUGAAGGGAUGCUCACAAGAUAAUGAAAAUUAUAAUCCGGGUAAGAAGACUUCAUAA